Molecule: messenger RNA, 687 nt
Organism: Parnassius apollo (apollo)
Lineage: Eukaryota; Metazoa; Arthropoda; Insecta; Lepidoptera; Papilionidae
Source: the annotation of a GenBank genome assembly
AUGAUAACUUUUUUUGCAAUUUACAAUUUAUGGCAAAGAUUUGAGGCUGCAUCGGAAAACAAUAAUAAUUAUAGAAUUAAUAAUGACGUGGACCGUGGCCCUUUCGACAAACCGACCAAAAUCGUAGAAGACAAUUAUGUGACUGAUAUUAUAGAAGAUGACGAAACCCCUAGGUCGAUUCUUGAUGAAUUUACAGGUGAGUUAAUAAAUAAAAACGAAGAAAGAGAAGAUGAAAAGAAAGAAGUGUAUAGCGAGCCGACACUUCAGAAUAAUUUAAUAGAACGUAGUCUCACUCCGCAGCCUAGCACGUCAAAACAAGUCACAUAUUCGACGGUUUCCAUAAUUUCUAAUGUAUCUCUAACUGAAUACUUGAAACAAAACUUACCAUUAUCACCUAAGCGACAAGGAAAGCGCCAAAUAGAAAGACUGCCAUUUGCUUUAACUUCAGACCAAUACGUGGAAAGAAUAAAAGCAAAACAGUUAAAAAAGAUUGAAGAAGAAGCUGCAAAAGAGGAAAGAAAGAGACUAAGAGAAGAAAAGAAGAAGGAAAAAGAAAACAGUAUACCUAAGAAGAAAAUCAAGAAAAAAAGUGAUGGAAAAAGCAAAACAAAGAUAAUUGAAGAAGAUAUAUGCAAAGAAAAUACUGAAAAUACAUAUGAGGUUAAUGAACAAAAAAGUUUUUUGUGA